This is a messenger RNA of Antrostomus carolinensis (chuck-will's-widow), 1573 nucleotides long. It is a transcript of the gene C2CD2L, whose product is annotated as C2CD2 like. The record is from RefSeq and is a predicted model, not a curated record. The coding region runs from base 185 to 1573 and encodes 462 amino acids. Lineage: Eukaryota; Metazoa; Chordata; Aves; Caprimulgiformes; Caprimulgidae. Gene Ontology annotation, cellular component: cytoplasmic side of apical plasma membrane. The transcript is spliced from 11 exons. Gene Ontology annotation, biological process: positive regulation of insulin secretion involved in cellular response to glucose stimulus. Gene Ontology annotation, molecular function: phosphatidylinositol binding; phosphatidylinositol transfer activity.
GGUGGAGAUCCACUUGGAGGAGAUACAGAACGAAGGUCUCCUGGUGUCUUGGGCAUUCAAGGACAGACCAGACUUGAACCUUUCAGUUCUCCCGAGACUUCAACUUCGUGAGAAUGAAGGGGGAGCGGAUCUGUCCACCAUAAAGGAUCUGAUUGAGGAUACCAUUGUCAGCACGCAGCCAGCCAUGAUGGUGAAUCUGAAGGCCUGCAGUGCUGGAGCCGGUGCGGUACCCAGCAAUAAGUUGAUUCGAGAGUCCCCGUCCGGAGUAGCAGCAGCCCCUCUGGGUUCUAAGCUGUUGCUCCGGAAUCUUCGAGUGCUGAACUUGGGCUGCCAGGGGAAGGGAGGAGUUGCGGAGAUACGCUGCAUGGCAGAGCUAGACAGCCCGCCGCAGCAGAAGUGGACGAAGCCGGUGACAGCUGGCAGUGCCGGUCCCGCAGCAGAGAUGGAGUGGAAUGAGGAGCUCUUCCUGGAGUUGGGACCUAGAAGUAAAGAGCUGAAGCUACAGGUGCUGGGGAACAGUGACGGAGGGGGAGAUGUGCUGCUGGCACACGCCACACUUUUGCUUGAUUCUUUGGGCAAACAACCAUCUGGGAGACAGGUCUGCUCACUGGCCCCGGGAGCUGGGGGGUCACUGGCAGCUGAAGCUACCAUCAUAUUGGAGCUGCUAUUCCAGGAGUCUUCUGCGUCUUUGAAUGCUCAGUACACCACAUCUUUGCGAACCAGCAUCACCCCCACUAAGAAGGUGGAGAUGGACCGGACCAUCAUGCCCGACGGCACCAUUGUGACUACUGUCACCACAAUUCAGUCCCGGCCCAAGGCAGACUGCAAACUGGAUUCACCAUCAAGGUCACCUUCCAAGGUGGAAGUGACUGAAAAGAAAACAACAGUGCUCUUGGAGAGUGGCUGCCCUCGCGGCCCCUUGCCCAGCGGUAGCCGGGAUAGCCAUAUGCCCAACGGCUUGGAUCCGGUGGCUGAGACAGCGAUCAGGCAGCUAACGGAGCCGAAUAACAAGCCUGCCAAGAAGACCCCAACAAAACGUAGCACGCUCAUCAUCUCGGGAGUUUCCAAGGUACCUAUUGCUCAAGAUGAAAUGGCACUUUCUCUGGGUUACGCUGCAUCCCUGGAGGCCACGGUGUACGGGGAUUCUGCGGCAGAAGGUGCAGCUGACGGGAUGCGUGAUUCUACGGAACCGUCACAGCUGCCAGAAGCGUCACCCUCAGGACAAAGGGCCAGUCAGGAGCUGGACGAGACGACGCGAUCGGACAUUUCUGAGAGACCUUCGGUGGAAGAUGUUGAGUCUGAAACUGGCUCCACGGGAGCCCUUGAGACCAGGAGCCUGAAAGAUCACAAAGUUAGCUUUCUUCGGAGUGGUACCAAGCUCAUCUUCCGGAGAAGGAGCAAGCAGAAGGAAGCAGGCCUGAGCCAGUCCCACGAUGACUUGUCCAACGUCGCUGCCAACUCCACCGCCAGAAAGAAAGGUGGCAGCUUUUCCCGCCGCCUCAUCAAGCGCUUCUCCUUCAAGUCUAAAUCCAAACCCAAAGCUAGUGACGGCACAACAGCAGGUGAGAACUGA